This is a messenger RNA of Acyrthosiphon pisum (pea aphid), 1674 nucleotides long. RefSeq lists its product as uncharacterized. The record is from RefSeq and is a predicted model, not a curated record. The transcript is spliced from 2 exons. NCBI's taxonomy places the organism in Eukaryota, Metazoa, Arthropoda, Insecta, Hemiptera, Aphididae. The coding region runs from base 457 to 1374 and encodes 305 amino acids.
UAGUUACUUCUUAAUACAUAAUUUCGUAUCGUACUUAUUUUGAUAUAUCAAACAUUUUUCUAUAGUUAAAAAUAAUAUUAUAAUUGUAAAGGGUUGAUUUCCCAAGGAAUGAAAAAUUGCAUCGUCAAUGGGCCAAAAAUAUUUAAUUCUUAAAUGUAUGUAUAUUGUAUACGUACCUACGUCAGUUAGGUACUAGUGCCUAAUAUGUUUGCGGACGAUGUAAAAUUAUUGACUUUAAUUGAUAUAAAAGAAAAAGCUAGUAUUAACGUGUAUAUAUUGAUGUAAAGAAAAGCAAACCGGAACAAAGACCAAUCCAAUAUUAAUAUUGUUAAAUUAUAUGGAAUAUAGAUGUUAUACAAGUGCGCAAUUAACGCAAUCAUUAACGUCGAGAAGGUAAUUGAUACUUAUAAUGAAUGAAAGAGUUUGACUGGUGAAAUAUCGAAUAGAUAGUCAUCAAUGUGGUGUGUGCGUGUGCAGACUUCUAGAAGUACUAUAAUCAAGCCAACCAACAUGAUCAUUCAAUCUAUCUUCAUACAAAUCACGUUUUGGUGGUUACUAUCGACGACAAUCGACUGUGUCCUGGUGGAGCAAGCAAGUGAGAAGCGGAUAUCCGCGGAAAGCGUUCCACUUCCCGACAUUCCGAUGGUCCGCGAGGAAAGCGUUCACAUGCUAACGGCCGUCCGAUUCCCACCGCCAGCGCUGUUCUUUGCCAAUCCUGUCAAGAAAUGGUCGCUGGGCGAUUUCGAAAAACCUGAUCUGGUCGCAACUUACUCGGUCACUGACGACGUGGCGGACAUGCAGGACGAAAAAGACGCAUACCUACAGCAGGACCCAGCCAUGACCACCGAACCAGAAACGGAAGCGGAAGCUGAGGCGACCACCAUAGUGGCUGAAGUCUACGAAUCGGUAAACGGACUGCAGCAGACAACCGGUGACAGACACGUGGAAAGUCUAAAGCCAGCAGGUGACGGAAUCGUGGAAAGUUUGCAGCCAAACGUUGACGAACACGUGGAAAGUCUGCAGCCGAUUAGUGACGCACUUACAGAGAGUCUGCAGCCAACCCACGACCGACUCGUGGACAGUCAGUCGACCACCACCAGUCGGCUCGUUGUCACGCCGAAGCAGCAGUCGCCACCGAUGCGUGUCGUGAACCAACUGCCUGCAGACAGUUCGUCGGAAAAGCGAUGGACGGCCUCUCGAAACCGACCGCGACGCCCGGUGGCAUCGGAACACGGCCGACCACCAACCCAGAAAAUCGUUUUGACUAGCCGACCGCUUCCGGUGCCCGACGCCGACGUCCGGUUUCCCGACGUCGAGUACGCGGUGGCCCGACUUGGUGAGCGGAAAAUCUUGCGCAAUUUUCGUCGACAGUAGUACACGACUUGCAAUAGGUAAUAAUGUUAACUUGUGACUCCGAUUUCCGUACUUUCGUAUCGUAUGUACCAAACCUCCAAAUUUGCUGCAAAUGGACAAAAGUUACGCGUUUUCGCAAUAAUAUAAUAAAUUGUACUGCGUGUUGAUAAUCCGGUGCGUGCAUAUUGUGCUUUAAAAUUAAAAUAAUAAUAAUAACCGCCGUAACAUCCAUACCGUUACGAUGAUAUGACGAUUUAUUAUUAAUCAAUAAUCAUUAUAAUAUUAUGUUACACAAUAUAAGCUGUUAGCAAUAAUUUAUUA